Molecule: messenger RNA, 5661 nt
Organism: Bombina bombina (fire-bellied toad)
Lineage: Eukaryota; Metazoa; Chordata; Amphibia; Anura; Bombinatoridae
Gene: TTC3
Product: tetratricopeptide repeat domain 3
Exons: 43
Coding region: 71-5455 (1794 amino acids)
Molecular function (GO): protein binding
Source: RefSeq, a predicted model, not a curated record
UCCACUUAGUCACUGGCUUUCUAUUCCAAUCGAUGAGCUGAGAGACAACUGUGAUUUAAUUAAAGUAUUUAUGGUGUGGCCUACCCUUAGAAAAGAUUGUCCCAAACUAAAAUCUGAGCCGCCAUGGGUCUUGGAGUGCUCAGAUUUGAGGAUAAAAGAUUUGAAAUAUAUAGAGGCCCUAGAAGAUCUUAUGGACUUUGUAAGGAAAGUGGCGGACCAGCGGAGUUAUAUCGAAGGCAUACUGAAGAUUGGGAAUAAAAUGGCAAGGGCAAGCCAAAACAAGGCCUUAUCUGUGUGUGUGUCUGAAGGCCUUAACUGGAUACGCUCUACAGGAGUUGUGAAGAUUUACAAAAAAAUAGAAGAAUUACAAGAAUAUAGCAUUAUUUUACUACAGACCUUCUUUACCAACUAUGCGCAUUAUAUAAUGUGGAUGGCAAAAGAGCGCACCACCAUCGUUUCGUGGUUCAGGAGCACUUUGUGUAGCGCAUGCGCUGGGGAGUCUGAGUGUAUGAAGCAAUGUGGCAAUGAAGAGUUUUCUAAAGGACAUUAUAGCUUGGCAUGUGAGCUGUACUCAAAAGCUAUAGAAUAUUAUCCUGAUAACCACCUUCUGUUUGGCAAUCGCGCUCUCUGCUUUAUUCGCAUGGGCAAAUACAAGAAAGCGUUGAGUGAUGGCAAAAAGGCAAUAGUUCUAAAGAAUAAUUGGCCCAAGGGUCAUUACCGCUUCUGUGAAGCCCUCUUUCUGCUGGGAGAUCCAGUACUAGCUGUAGAGUCUAAUGAGAAGGCUCAGGAGCUGUGCGAGGAUAGUCCUGAAGGAAUAAAAGAUCUGCUUCAGCAGCACGCAAAAAUCAAAAAGCAUAUGGAAGAUAUGAAAGAACAGAAGCCGAAGAAAUCUUUCACAAAGAAGCUACGUGAAGGAAAGCUCGCUGCCCAGUUUAAUUCUGUUCCGGAUUCCACUGAAAAAAACACUGUGAAUUCUGGAGCUAAAGAGGAAGUCCAUCAUAAGGACCCUGUGAAUGGGAAAAAUGUAGAAACAAAAGAAUCUUCAUCUAAUAAUGUACCUGGGCACCAACCGAAGAAAGCAAAAUCAAAAGCUGUCAAAGUUUCAAGGACUGACCCCAAGGAAAAUGAGAAGGAUAUAUCAUGUGGUUUUUCAAAGAAGGAUCUAAUGGUAACUCAAGAAAUGGUGAAGUCCCUGGUUAAUGAUGGUUAUACAGCCCUAAAAGAGCAGCGUUUUCAUAAUGCUCAAGGGGCAUUUUCACGUUUAUUAGAAAUGCUGGAUCCAAUGGACCUCAAGAGAAUAAAUCUCACCAAUAUUGACUAUGUAGUUCUGCUAUACGGACACGCUAACGCGCUGCUUGGCAUUGGACAAAGUCAGGAGCUAAUGUAUGCUGAAAAUGAACUGAAGAAAAUUACUCAACAUUACACUAAGGAAAGAUUCAAUUGUGUGGCUUUUUUUGGUAUUGGAAAUGUUUAUUAUAGGCAAAACAGGUUUUCCGAUGCAUUAAAUCAGUAUGUAAAGUCGAAAACCAUGAUAAAACAUAAAAUAGUGUCAGGAAUUUUAUCAUGGCCAACAACAUCUGUCGUCCUUGAAGAGACCAGACCAGAAACUUUAAAGUUGCUUUUGGAAAAUCGUAUAGAAGAAUGCAAAUUUCCGCCCAAACCUGAUGCUCUUUGUCGCUACGAGCAAUGUCUCAACUUGCCAAAAACACAGAUAUAUUUCACAGACCCUGAUUUUAAAGGCUUCAUUCGUAUAGUGUGUUGCCAAUUCUGUAGAGUAGAGUUUCACAUUAUGUGCUGGAAAAAACUCAAGGCCAACAUGUAUGCAGAUAAAAAUGACAAGGAUUUUCUUAAAAGUCCAUGUAUUACUCCCGACUGCCAAGGAAAUAUUUCUUCUGUUGUUAUUCUUGAUUCCACAGGACUUGUCAAAUGUGAGUUUGUGGAUAAAACCAUAAAAAAAAGAGAACCACAAAGAACUCCAGUUAAGCAGAAAGGGCCAUGUAACAAGAAAGCAAAAUUCAAGCAGGAAUGUAAAUUAGAGGGCAAGAAAUUAUCGCCAGAAGCAAGCAAAAAUUGGCUCAAAAAUGAGAAUCCAGAAGAUGUAGAAAUAAAGUCUAUGAAAAUAGAUUUUUUUAGCUAUGAAAGUAAUUAUUGUAUGUCGUAUGGUGAGAUAAUGUUGAAAUGUAUAAAAGAAAAUGAAGACUUAUUCAAGCAUGGAAUGGUUGACACCAAAGAAUUCCUUGCCGCUAUAGUUUCCUGGAGAUUUAUGAGCCAGGAGGAACAGGAUGCGUUACACUUUGAAUCCUGUAAAUCCCCAUGUGAAGAGAUGCAGCUGAUACUAAAUCAUUUGUACAAAUUAAAGAAUCGGGUGAAAACGAGGAUAUUCCUGUUUCUGUUGGAAUUGUGUGGUGCAAAUGUAGCUUUAGAUCUUCUCGGCUGGAUAAUUUUAUUUAAUGAGACAGGGUUGGACGCCGCAACAGACUUUCAUGAUCGUGCUCAGGAAUACUUAGCAAAUAUUAAUUUAGAAUCUCUGAUGAGUUUGUGGAAUGAGACCUAUGGAAAUAAUUUAAACUUCUUCAUCUCAGAUGUUCAAACACAGGAAAUACUUAAUUGUUUUAAUGAAGCGUCUCCAGAGAUAAUCCGUUGUUUUAUUUGGUUUCUUGAUGAAAAUAAAGAAAAAUUAGCAUCAGACGAUUUGGACGUUAUCUUAGCUAUUUAUUUUGAAAGUAUGGAUAUUCCAUAUAACCUAGUAUGCAGGUCACCAAAGGAAGGCCGUUCUACGAAAGGUAUGAAGGUUAAAAACAAACACAAGAAAAAGAAGCAGAAUCCACUAAAGCUUGUGUACAAAUUAUCUGGUGGUGUAAGUACCAGAUCACAAGAUGAGGACUUCCUUUCUGAUGAGAAUACCUUAGAUUUCUUGGAUCCUAAUGAACCUUUUAUUAUACCGGAAUACUUACGUCAUCAAGUAGAAGAAUUUGAAGCAUUGCCAGUGGGGAGCCGUUUCCAGAGACCACCUGAUAAUAAUGCAGAUCCUAUACGGGAAACUCUAUUUGAGUAUUUCUCUCAGAUCCUGGAAGAGCACGGACCUUUACCACUAGAUGAUGAAAUUCUUGUAGGAGAAUAUAAAGGAUUCCCUGAAGAAACCCACAGACUUGUAGAAGAAGCAGGCGGUCUUAAAGACUUCCUUCUAGAAUCCGGUCGAUUUAUCAUGGUGGGAAAUCUGCUAGGACUAAUAAAGCAUUUACCUUUGCUUGAGGAUGAUACAAACAAGUAUACGCUAAAUCCAGCUGCUAAAGAAUUUAAACCUAGCUGUAGUAAACCUUUUAAUUCACCCAUAAUAAAUAGUUUAGGAAUAUGUUCAAAUGACAGACAGACUACUAACAUGCCUUAUUCAUUUAGUUCAGCUCCUUUGUUAGCUGGAUCAUCUUUAUUCCUUAGUAGAAAUCCUAACAACACCUACUUGUUGCCAACAUAUCCACCGGGCUUUGAUCCUGCAAUAUUAGGGCCGUUGUUUACCCAUAAUCCUGGAAUUGGUUUGCACCCUCCUACUGUUAACCAUGGAGUGUAUAACGUCAGUAUAGAUGAGGCCACUGCGUCUGACUUUUGUACGGCUGAUAAACAGGAUGAGCUGGAGUGUCCAGAGAGUCCUUCAAUGCCAGAUGACGAUGUGUCAAGUUCUUCCGUAUGUAAAGCAUCUGAUAUCUCCCCAGAAUUUCAGAGACCACAAACUGCACCCAUGAAAAAGAGUGUACAGACUGCUAUUGUAUCUGUGCAGGUAGAUAUAGAGUUUUCGGCGCAUGAAGUUAAUACUAAUCCCUUUCAUCCGUUUGAAACACAGCAGGGGGAUAUCCUGAGAAUGGAAAAAGAGCACCAAGUACUUAAUGACCAACUGAAAGAAGCCACUGAGAAAUAUGAACAUAUGCUCUCUCGUUACAAUGAAGAGUACAAUGGUCUGAAAAAGCAAGUUGAUGACAUUUCUGCUAAAAAUAAGAUUGCAAUAAAAGAAUUUGAGUGGCUUAGUCAAUAUUUGGAUAAUGAAGCAAAGAAGUGGCAGCAAGAGAAAAAAGAAAAACAAGAUAAUCUUAAAGCUUUGAAAAGCAGUAUUAAGUCUGUGACCAACACCAAUGAGAGGUAUUUAAGAAAUAUUGAAGAGAAGCAGAAGAAGUACAAGAGAUAUUUAGAUGAUUUUCUUCAAAUUAGUUUCCCAAAGUUUGAAAAUGAGAAGGCAAAGAUUGAAAAACAUACUAAAAAAUGUCAAGAUGAUCUACAGUAUGUUAUGAAACGGGCAAUUACAGCAGAGGCCAAUGUUCUGGAAAAUCAAAAACAAUCUGAAUUAUUGAAAUUGAAAGUAAUAGCAUCCCGGGCUGAACAGAGUGUUAAUGUGUUGAAGCAAGUGGUGUUGCGCAGUACCAGCAAGGGACAAGACCUUCAAGAAGUUAGAAAUCUAGAGUCUGUCCUUUCAGUUCUUAAUAAGGAGACAGAAAAAUUAGAGGCCCAGUUUGAUGAGAAAAUUAAAUUGGUGAAAAAUGGCACAAAGUUGGGUACACUGGGAGAUAUUCAAGUUAAUUUCCAGGACAUUCGGAAUAUUCCUCCUCUGUUACCACUGCAGCCACAGCCUGCACCUCACAUAUCCAAGAUGUUCACAUCAUACCAACCUAAUUCACCUUCAAUACAUUCUAAUCCUUUGCCUCAACUAUCUGUUUCAUCUCCAACAAAGAAAACCGUGUCAAGUAAAACUGCCAUCCCUAUGGAGUCUGAUAGGAAACCUAUACCUUCUGUGGUUGAUGCAAAACUACCAGCACCUGUACAGCCCAAGGUACAAAAACCAAUUGGACAAGAAAGAAAACAAAAUAUGCUGUUAGAAGGACGACAGCCAUCUCCUGCGAAACAGACAAUGUUUGAUAGGAUCAUUGAAGAACUGCAGGAUAUAUUUCCUCAUUACAAAAGCGGAGAACUUGCCCUGUUUAUUAAGGAUCUGCGCAGUAAAACCGGUGGUACUCUUGCUGGUAUGAAGCAUGAAGACAUUAUUAGCCGGGUUAUCGAGCACAUACUGGAUAUGCAGACUAAGUCUUUGGUACCAGCUUCUCAUGACCGAAAUUCAGCCUGGGGAUAUACACCACAGCCAGGGGCUGCUACUGCACCGACAGCUCCAAAACCCGAUGUUCACAGUAGCCCCACUUUAGCCGAAACCAAAAAGCCUUGGAGGGUGGUUACAGGGGCUUCUAAAAAGAAAUGGCAGAAGUCGGAUGAAUCUGAGACCUAUAAUGAUGAGCCCUGUAUUAUCUGUCACGAUGAGCUAAGCCUGUAUCAGGUUCAUACGUUAGACUGUGGACACCAUUUCCACAAACAUUGUAUAAAAACCUGGCUGAACACACAGAGCACAUGUCCAACAUGUCGAGAUCAUGCGCUUCUGCCAGAAGACUUCCCUGCACUUUCUGGAAGAAUGAGAACUGCUUAGUAUUGCUUAGUAUUGUAACCGCGAUAGAUAUUGUGUAUUGGUUUCAGUGUAUUAUGCAAUUAGCUAUAUUCCUACAGAUUCUGCUACCUUACUGGUUGUAUUACUGAGGCAGUAGCAGUCACUCACUACUAUUCUCUCUGCUUCCCUCAUUGUGUUUCAGGAACUCAUUGCUGCCUAUACCAAUUAUAUUGCUGUAUGUCUGAUCA